AUAAUCUAACCAAAGUCCUCAUUAUAUUGUUUCCAUAAGCCUUUUCUUUCCUUUCUAGUCCAACUUGGAAAUGUAGUGCUUCAUACCAACUCUCAAAAGCCCAACAAGGCAGAGACAUGGAUCACUUCAAUCUGUAUAUAUAGCUCCAUUACCUACCUACCUUCUUCUAGUGAAGCGCAAGCUCGAGCCACAAAGAUCUUGAAACAUCAUCAUCAUCUUCUUCUUCCUAUGUUGUCUUCGUUGAUGGAGGGAAGAGAGAACCAACUUCCUAUUGCCACUACUACUACUAUUGCUACGAGCGCUAAAGCUCAGACCAAAGUGCUCGACUCAGUAGUAGCCAUGAAAGCUAUGUCCAAGCUUGGGGGCUUCCAUGCCGGCUACUUCCGCAUCAGCCUGUCGCUCUGCGGCCAGGCACUACUGUGGAAGACCCUCAGCGAGCCAAGCACCGACUCCCGCGCCCUCCGCCUCGUCGUCCGCUUGCUACCCUCCGCCACGUACGUCCUCGUCUGGUCCGUGGCCCUCGCCGUCCUCGUCGCACUCUGCUUCCUCUACGCCCUCCGCUGCUUCCUCCGGUUCCGUUGCGUCAAGGCCGAGUUCUCCCACCAUGUCGGCGUGAACUACCUCUUUGCGCCGUGGAUCUCGUGGCUCCUCCUCCUCCAGUCCACCCCCGCCUUCCUCCACCCCGGCGCUGCUCUGUACCGCGUGCUUUGGUGGGUCUUCUCCGUUCCCAUCAUCAUGUUCGAUGUCAAGAUCUACGGCCAGUGGUUCACCGAGGGGAAGAAGUUCCUGUCGAUGGUGGCGAACCCGACGAGCCAGAUCACGGUGAUCGGGAACCUGGUCUGCGCGAGGGCGGCGGCAAGGAUGGGGUGGGAGGAGAUCGCCACCUGUAUGUUCUCCCUCGGCAUGGCGCACUACCUCGUCCUAUUCGUGACGCUGUACCAGCGGUUCGUCGGGUGCAACAGCCUUCCCGCCAUGCUCCGCCCCGUCUUCUUCCUCUUCAUCGCCGCCCCCAGCAUGGCCAGCUUGGCCUGGGAUUCCAUCUCCGGAUCCUUCGGUCUCGCGGCCUGCUCUGUUCAAGAGGUCGAUGAGGCGGUUCAACGUUGCAUGGUGGGCGUACUCCUUCCCGCUGACGGUGCUGGCGCUGGCGGCCACCGAGUACGCACAGGAGGUGGAGGGAGGCGUCUCCAACGCCCUCAUGCUCGUCCUCGCCGUCCUCUCCGUGCUGGUCACCGUCGCCCUCAUCGUCUUCACCGCGAUCAAGGCCGGCGACCUCCUUCCCCACGGCAAUGACCCCUUCGCGCCGCCGUUCUCGCCCUGAUGCUCAUGCAACAUGUUGGUUUUGUUUAGCAUUUGCUAUGUCGAUCUAAAGCCAGAGAGGAAUAGUUCUCUGUAUUCCUUGGACAUGUUCUUGUCUCCACUGUGGAAUCCAUCUCCUUCCACGAA
Molecule: messenger RNA, 1443 nt
Organism: Musa acuminata AAA Group (dessert banana)
Lineage: Eukaryota; Viridiplantae; Streptophyta; Magnoliopsida; Zingiberales; Musaceae
Product: S-type anion channel SLAH1
Exons: 2
Coding region: 229-1290 (353 amino acids)
Biological process (GO): transmembrane transport; intracellular monoatomic ion homeostasis
Cellular component (GO): membrane
Molecular function (GO): voltage-gated monoatomic anion channel activity
Source: RefSeq, a predicted model, not a curated record